GCGUGACUGCAGCGCACUGCGGAAGAACGUUGACGGCGCUCCUUUAGGAAUGGGCGGCGCUUCCGGCAGAGAAUCGUCCCCGCAAGAUUGAAUGCUGAAUAAUACAUUUUUAAAAAUAUGGAUGAAGAACCUGAAAGAACUAAGCGGUGGGAAGGAGGCUAUGAGAGGACAUGGGAAAUUCUUAAAGAAGAUGAAUCUGGUUCACUUAAAGCUACAAUAGAAGACAUUCUCUUCAAGGCAAAGAGAAAAAGAGUAUUUGAGCACCAUGGACAAGUGCGACUUGGAAUGAUGCGCCACCUUUAUGUGGUAGUGGAUGCAUCAAGGACAAUGGAAGACCAAGAUUUAAAGCCUAAUAGACUGACAUGCACUUUAAAGUUGUUGGAAUACUUCAUAGAAGAGUAUUUUGAUCAAAAUCCUAUCAGUCAGAUUGGAAUAAUUGUAACUAAGAGUAAAAGAGCUGAAAAACUGACUGAACUCUCAGGAAACCCAAGGAAACAUAUAACAUCUUUGAAGAAAGCGGUUGAUAUGACCUGUCAUGGAGAACCAUCUCUUUAUAAUUCCCUAAGCAUGGCUAUGCAAACUCUAAAACACAUGCCUGGACAUACAAGUAGAGAAGUCCUAAUCAUUUUUAGCAGCCUUACAACUUGUGAUCCAUCUAAUAUUUAUGAUCUAAUCAAGACCCUAAAGGCAGCUAAAAUUAGAGUGUCUGUUAUUGGGUUAUCUGCAGAGGUUCGAGUUUGCACUGUACUUGCUCGUGAAACUGGUGGCACAUACCAUGUUAUUUUAGAUGAAAGCCAUUACAAAGAAUUGCUAACACAUCAUGUUAGUCCUCCUCCUGCCAGCUCAAGUUCUGAAUGCUCACUCAUUCGUAUGGGGUUUCCUCAGCACACCAUUGCUUCUUUGUCUGAUCAAGAUGCAAAACCCUCUUUCAGCAUGGCGCAUUUGGAUAACAACACUGAGCCAGGACUUACAUUAGGAGGCUAUUUUUGCCCACAGUGUCGUGCAAAGUACUGUGAACUUCCUGUUGAAUGUAAAAUAUGUGGUCUUACUUUGGUUUCUGCUCCCCAUUUGGCACGGUCUUACCAUCAUUUAUUUCCUUUGGAUGCUUUUCAAGAAAUUCCCCUGGAAGAAUUUAAAGGAGAAAGAUUUUGUUAUGGAUGUCAGGGGGAGUUGAAAGACCAACAUGUCUAUGUUUGUACUGUGUGCCAAAAUGUUUUCUGUGUGGACUGUGAUGUUUUUGUUCAUGACUCUCUCCAUUGUUGUCCUGGCUGUAUUCAUAAGAUUCCAACUCCUUCAGAGUAGAAAUUAGAAGUUUAUUAAAGGACAGCAGAAAAGACUUCUCCCCGAGGAUGAAGGGGACCCAAGAGGUGGAAUCCGUGGAAGUGCCGUUGUCUCCCCUUUUUAUAGUUUUGGUGAUGGAAUGUAAGGGGGAAGGGUUGGGACACAGGUGAGCCAAACAAGUAAUCUGGGCAGGAAGGACUUCAUUAUCACUUCUUUGGGAUGGGCUAUCUCCAAAUCUGUUGGGGGCUGUUUCCUGGGUUCCAUUAACAUUCCUUUGGGAUGGACUUUGGGCCUAGGGGCUAAGGUUUAUCUCAAUAGGAAAAAUUAGAAGAGAAUGACAAAGUUGAAUAUUUAUGCCACUCAUUAGGGUUAUAGAAGAUCCCAAAUUGUACAGAAUCAACUUAAUCAAUUAGUAAAAUGGUUUAGAUGCAACAGGGAAAUGUGAUGGGUAGUAAAAUAACUUCUAGAUAAAGACAGGUUAACUCAACCUCAAUUCUGCUACAUACUAGCUGUGCCAUUUUGGACAAAUUACUUAAGCACUCUGGGUUUCAGGCUGACUCAUCUAUAAGCUGGAGAUUAAAUAAUAGCACUUCAUAUAGCAUCCUGGGAGAAUGAAAAGCAAUGUGUUCAAAGUACUAAAUUUGGAAUCUGGCACAUGGUGUGCUUGUGGUGAAUAUUAAUUAUCAUUGUUUUUAAUAAAUAUUUACAUUGUGCUUGCUACAUGCUAGGCACUGUUUUAACUUAGCAAAAAGUUAUGUGCUAAGCACUAUUUUAAAAUUGUACAGAUAUUAAUCCAUUUGAUCCUCAUAACAGUCCUGUGAGACAGGUACUAUCAUUAUCAUCAUUAUUAUUAUCAUCAUCAUCUCUCAUAGACAAGGAAAUUGAAGUCCAGAGAUUAAGUAAUUUAGGACAACACAGGCAGUAAGAGCCAGUAAUUCAAAUUCAAACAAUCCACUUCCACCAACUGUGAUUCCCACACACCCUAUAUGGCAUUGGGAUUGAACCCAGGGACACUGAGUCACUGAGCUACAGCAGCAGGCUUUUUUAUUUUGAAACAGAGCCUCUCUAAAAUGCACAGUCUGACCUCAAACUCAGCCUCCAAAGUAGUUGGAAUGACAGGCAAGCAACUCUGUGCCUGGCCAGAGACCAUGCUGUUGACUAAAUCAGGCUUCAUCAUCAUCCUUGCUGCUGCCAUCAUCAUCAUCAUCAUCAUCACCACCACCAUCCUCUUGAACCAGAAAAUGAAGGUGAUGCAUGAGGAAUUAAUUUGUAUGUGUUAAUUGAUUAUUAAAGUUUUAUCUACACAACAAAUGGUUUCAUAAAAUGUGUACAUCACUCAUGUAAACUGAAUUAUAUUUUAAGUAAAAAUUUGGACUUGGAGAUAAAAAUAUACUUUUGGAAUCAUUUGGAUGGUUAGCAGGACUGUUAGGUCAAAAAAGAAAAGAAAAACAAAAAACCCUGGGUCUCAGAGUCAGUGUAUGUUUCUCC
Marmota monax (woodchuck) is the source of this 2769-nucleotide messenger RNA. RefSeq names its product GTF2H2 family member C (gene Gtf2h2c). Gene Ontology annotation, molecular function: zinc ion binding. The record is from RefSeq and is a predicted model, not a curated record. NCBI's taxonomy places the organism in Eukaryota, Metazoa, Chordata, Mammalia, Rodentia, Sciuridae. Gene Ontology annotation, biological process: DNA-templated transcription; regulation of transcription by RNA polymerase II; nucleotide-excision repair. The transcript has 17 exons. Bases 118 to 1302 code for a protein of 394 amino acids. Gene Ontology annotation, cellular component: transcription factor TFIIH holo complex; transcription factor TFIIH core complex.